CUUUAAACAGUUUUUUGACCGUUGCUUUUCCUCUCCCCUCUCCCCCUCUCUCUCUCUCUCAACACACACACUCUCACUCAUUCAGCUUCGAUCAAUCUAGCUAGAAACAACUUUUGCAUUGAGAGAGAGGAAUUUCUUAUGAAUCUGGUGGGAAUUGCGAGAAAGUCGCUUCAUUUUGAUUUGCAUUUCGAUUCAAGCCUGAAAAACUCUUAGAGGGGAUAGAGUGGUUGAGAGAGGGAUAAGUCAAAGCCAAGAGAUGGGAUGUUCUAUAUCGAAGUUGGAUGAUGAAGAGGCGGUCCAGCUUUGUAAAGAUCGGAAGAAAUUCAUUAAACAAGCCGUUGAGCAUAGGAUGAGAUUUGCAUCUGGACACAUUGCUUAUGUCCAAGCCAUGAGAAGAGUCUCUGCUGCACUGCGAGAAUACAUUGAUGUAGAUGGGCCUCGUGAGUUUACUUUGGAUUCAUUUGCAACACCGACAUUCACACCUGUAAAGAAAACAAAUCCCGGUUUCAUCUCCAUAUCACCCAAUUCCUUCUCAGUGGCACCAAUAAAGUCUGAAACAAAAUCGUCUUAUAAAAUAAACUACUACAGGUCAGGCGGGAAUUCUUCUGUUUUGGUCGAGGAGAGACCACCUCAUUCGCCAGAAACUCAUAGAAUAAACUACUACAGGCCUGGCAGGAAUUCUUCUGUUUCGGUUGAGGAGAGACCACCUUAUUCGCCAGACACUCAUAGAGUUGAUGCUUAUCCUCCCGUACAGCAUUUUGGAAUGGACAGCAUGUUUGCAAUGCAGUCCUCUCCCAUGAACCCUUCAUUUUUCCAGUAUUCUCCCAACAAUAGGCCUAACUACCCUCCUCCGUCGCCUCAAACAUCUCAGUGGGAUUUCUUCUGGAAUCCCUUUUCUUCAUUAGAUUACUAUGGGUAUCCCACCAGGGGUGCUCUUGAUCAGGCAAUGUUGGACGAUGAGAAUGCAGGUUUGCAACAAGUCCGCGAGGAGGAAGGCAUACCUGAGUUAGAAGAGGAAACAGAAUAUGAAGAAAUUGAUGAAAGGAUGAGCAGUAAAGAAGAGAAUGUUAAACCCUGCAGCAACUUUGAUAGAGAGCAUGUUGUUGUAGAAGAUGUUAACGAUAGCGAUAGUGACAGUGAUGUUGAAACUGAGACUGAGGAAGAGCAGGAAUCGGAGGAACAUAUGGAAGAACCACCAUCUAAAGAACAUGAAACUGUAGAAGUGGCCAAAGCUCAAAAUAUGCGUCAAUUAAGUAAAAAGGAAACAGCUGUUGCUGAUGGUGAAUCAAAAGAGGAAACACCGGGCUUCACUGUCUAUGUAAAUAGAAGGCCAACAAGUAUGGCAGAAGUUAUAAAGGAUCUUGAAGAUCAAUUCACAGCCGCUUGCAAUGCGGCUAGUCAGGUGUCUUCCAUUUUGGAGGCCAGCAGAGCUCAGCACUCACCAUCAGCCAAUGAUGUGACAGCUAUGAAGCUUUUAAAUCCAGUAGCAUUAUUUAGGUCAGCAUCAUCUCGAUCAUCAUCAUCAAGAUGUUUGGUCAGUGCUUCAACUUCAAGAGAUGAAGGCUACGAAAGCAGCAGUGACUUCUCUGACGAUUCCUGCAUGUUUUCUGGGAGUCACCAGUCGACCUUGGAUCGAUUGUACGCUUGGGAAAAGAAGCUUUACAAUGAAGUUAGGGCUGGUGAGCGUGUUCGUAGAGCUUACGAAAAGAAGUGCAAUCAACUUAGGAAUCAGGACGUGAAAGGCGAUGACCCUAUUUCUGUGGACAAGACAAGGGCUUCCAUAAGAGACCUUGAUACACAGAUAAAAGUUUCAAUACACUCAGUUGAAGCUAUCUCAAAGAGGAUUGAAACUUUACGGGACGAAGAACUGGAGCCUCAGCUCUUAGAAUUAGUGCAAGGGUUAGCAAGGAUGUGGAAGGUGAUGGGAGAGUGCCAUCAACUGCAGAAACGCACCCUCGACGAAGCUAAGAUUCUGUUGGCUGGAACACCUUCAAAGCUGUCGGGAUCACGGAGAUACACGAUAAUGUCACCUUCCGAACCACACAGGAUGGCGCGCUCUGCAGCCAACCUCGAGACAGAGCUGAGGAACUGGAGGUCCAGCUUCGAUACAUGGAUUGUUUCUCAACAAUCCUAUGCGCACGCGCUUAAGGGGUGGCUCCUGCGCUGCGUCCGCUCUGACCCCGACACAACAAAGUUCCCAUUCUCCCCUCGGAGGUCCUUAAACGCCCCGCCUAUGUUCAACAUCUGCAUCCAAUGGUCAAGGUUCCUGGAUGCCGUCCAGGGGGCCCCGGUGCUCGAUGGGAUGGACUUCUUCGCAGCAGGUGUCGGCUCGUUGUACGCACAGCAGCUGAAGGAGGACUCACGUCGCCAGUCUGGUAGUUCAUCGAAGAGGUUUGGAGGGGAAAUGGAGGUGGUGGAGGCAGGGCACUUUGAAGAGGAGGUGGUGACGGCCGAGAAGAUGGCUGAGGUGGCCAUCAGAGUGCUGUGCGCCGGGAUGUCCGUUGCGCUGAGCGCCCUCACGGAGUUCGCUGUCAGCUCAGCGCAAGGAUAUGCUGAUUUGAUCAAGCAAUGGGAGAAUAACAAACAGCAGCAGCAGCCACAAACAAUUCAUGGGUCAGAAAAGUAGAGAGGAAAAAUCAAUGUAAAUCUUGAACUAAUUGUUAACUAAUUAUUUGUAUGGAAAUAGAUUAGUUGCUUGCUUUUUUUAA
Molecule: messenger RNA, 2708 nt
Organism: Salvia hispanica
Lineage: Eukaryota; Viridiplantae; Streptophyta; Magnoliopsida; Lamiales; Lamiaceae
Source: RefSeq, a predicted model, not a curated record